AUGAUAUCUAAAUAUAUCAAUUUGGCUGAUAAACACUUCCACAAGCCCGGACCAAUCGAGAUGCUGAUAGGUGCUGAUAUUUUUUGGAAUGUUUUAUGUCCAAACCAAUUGAAGUUAAAUACAAAUGGUCCUGUUUUACGGGAAACUCAGCUUGGAUGGUUGGUUUCAAGUAAAUUACAAGGCUUUCAAAUUUCUAAUAAUAUAGUUUAUAAUUUGGUUAAAAAUGAAGGUGAUUUAUAUAUCCAAGACCAGUUAUCAAAAUUCUUUGAAAUAGAAAGUGUUAAAACUGCCAGUCCUUGGUCCAAAGAGGAAAUGGACUGUGAAACUCAAUUUAAAGACACAACAAUAAGAACUCAAGAAGGUCGUUUUAUUGUAUCGAUUCCAUUGAAAGCAAGUCCAAAAAUAUUAGGUGAAUCUUUAGGUCUAGCCAAAAGAAGAUUCAAAUCGCUUGAGCAAAAAUUCUCAAAAGAAUACCAAUUCUCAAGAAUGUACAAGAAUUUUAUCCUCAAAUAUGAAAAGCUCAAUCAUAUGCAAAACAUAGGAGAAGAAUCUGAAGUAAAUCAUGAGGAUGCCUAUUAUUUACCGCACCAUGGAAUUCUACGUAUGCAUAGCGCAACAACGAAAUUAAGGACAGUUUUUGACGCCUCGGCGCGAUCUACAAGUGGAGUUUCUUUUAAUGAACUUCAGCUAAAAGGACCGGUAAUUCAAGAUGAUUUAGUGUCAAUAUUAUUACGCUUUAGACAAUAUAAAUAUGUUGUUACCGCGGACAUUGAAAAAAUGUACCGUUAG
Diorhabda sublineata is the source of this 789-nucleotide messenger RNA. RefSeq lists its product as uncharacterized. The record is from RefSeq and is a predicted model, not a curated record. The coding region runs from base 1 to 789 and encodes 262 amino acids. Lineage: Eukaryota; Metazoa; Arthropoda; Insecta; Coleoptera; Chrysomelidae. The transcript has a single exon.